Nomia melanderi (Alkali bee) is the source of this 2849-nucleotide messenger RNA. Its product is annotated as Phosphatidylinositol glycan anchor biosynthesis class N. Gene Ontology annotation, biological process: GPI anchor biosynthetic process. The record is from RefSeq and is a predicted model, not a curated record. Gene Ontology annotation, molecular function: mannose-ethanolamine phosphotransferase activity. Lineage: Eukaryota; Metazoa; Arthropoda; Insecta; Hymenoptera; Halictidae. Gene Ontology annotation, cellular component: endoplasmic reticulum membrane.
CAGAGUGGGAAAAAAGCAACCGUUUGGUUGCUUUCUAACUUCAUUGCGUAGAACUACAAGCUGAUAAGAACUAACUUCAUGAUAAAUCAAGAUAAAUCUUAACAAGAAAUUUAUACUUUUAAGAUAUAGUUAUUACUUAAAUUUACGGUUAAAACAUUGAUUUUAUACAUAAUGUAACAGAGAGGAAAAGCGCGUUAAACAAAAUUGUAUAAUUUCCACAGAAACUGCGUUAAAAUCAUAAAUAAAAUGAACAACAAUUAUGCAUUUGUAACAUGGGGUUUUGUAAUGCAUUUAAUAAUGCUAUGGGGUGUGCUUGAUGUGAAUUUUCAUUCACCUAUUAUACAAGAUUUACCAAGUGUAGAAAUUUUAAAAAAUGCACCUGCAAAGAGAUUAGUUUUAUUUGUCGCUGAUGGUUUAAGGUUUAGAACUUUCAUUGAAGCUCCGCCAAAAUAUCUGAAAAAUGUGAUGUUAAGUAAAGGUGUAUGGGGAAUAUCUCAUACACGUAUGCCCACAGAAUCUAGACCAGGUAAUAUUGCAAUUUGCGCUGGAUUAUAUGAGGAUCCUAGUGCUAUUUUCAAAGGGUGGAAAGAAAAUCCUGUUGAUUUUGAUUCUGUCUUUAAUCAAAGCCAUCUUUCAUGGGCAUGGGGAAGUCCAGACAUCAUAUCUAUUUUCACAAAAGGUGCAAAGAAAAAUAUACAAGGCAGCAGUUAUCCACCUGAGUGGCAAGAUUUUGACAUAAUGGAAGGUCAAAUUUGGCGUUUAGAUUCUUGGGUAUUUGACAAAUAUCUCACCUGGCUUCGGGAAGAAGCUUACAAAGUAAAACAUUCGGAUCGUAUUAUUUUUUUCCUUCAUCUUCUCGGUUGUGAUACUAUAGGUCACACAGCAAAACCUCAUUCUCGAGAAUACACUGAUAACAUGAACUAUGUUGAUCGAAAAAUUGAAGAAGUUGUUCAAAUGACAGAGUCUGUUUUCAAAGAUAAUGCUACAGCAUACAUUUUCACAGCUGAUCAUGGAAUGACUGAUUGGGGAUCGCAUGGAAGCGGUUCCACGGAUGAAACAGAAACUCCAUUAAUUGUUUGGGGUGCUGGAAUUAAUAAUUUUAAUUCCAGUCAAGAUAUAGAACAAAUAGAUAUUACACCACUGAUGUCUACUUUAAUUGGUGCUCCUAUUCCUACUAAUAAUGAAGGUGUUCUGCCAUGGCAAUAUUUAAAUACCAAUAACCUUGAAUAUAUAAAUGAGGCUUUAUUAAAUAAUUUAAAACAGUUAACACAUCAAGUAAAAGCAAAUCGUGAAAUGAAUUGCGAAAAUAACAAGUUUUCAGACUGGAGAGUGAAUCAAUUGUACAAUAAAAUUUCUACUUUAGACAAACACCAUCAAAUGAAAGAUUCGAAGGAAAGGUUUAAAGAAACAGUUGAUGCUAUUAAACUAGCUAAAGAUUCUUUGCUAUAUUUCCGCCAAUAUCAAAGAUCAUGGUUAUUAAUAUAUUUGUCUACAAUGUGGUUAGGGUGGAUAGUAUUGUUAUUUUUUAAAAUAGCCGGAACUGAACGAUCUAUCAUCAACCGCUUUGCUUUAUUAAUCACAGACAUUUCAUUUAUUUGCAUUCUGAUUAUUGUAUUCGUUACCUACAAAGUUUCAGAUUGUAAGAAUUGGAGAUUACCCUGCUAUGUGACCAUGGCUAUAAUAUCCGUUUGGUUAGUUGUUAGAACUGUAAUUCUAAAUUCAGUGAACUGGAGAAUUCGAAAUGGUAAUCUACCAUGGACAGAGAUCGCAGGAAUAAUGUUAUUAUUGACAAUAAUGUUUAUGGGAUUAAUAUGUAGAUCCGCCCUAAGCAUAGGGAUGUUAUGCACUGCAAUUAUCCUGAAAAUAAUGUUAAAGGAUGUUCAAUAUUUGAUUUGGACAGUAUUGCCUCUAGCAGUUUUUCCAUUAUUACCUGUUGUAGAACCGUACCCUCGUGUUUACAUCGUAAUUUUAAGUAUAUGCAUAAUGACUGUAAUGGUAAUUUUAAAAAUUCAAUCGAGGACUAAAAGGGUAAUAGAAAUUUUUCGUCUAAUAAUCACAGGAUUGACGUACUUAGAAUUUAUAGAUGGUCGAAGUUGGAUAUCAUGGGCAAUUUUACUCACGACACCUUUACAUAUUUGCACUUAUUCUACAGAAUUAAAAGCGAGAAUGCAUGGAAUAAUAUCGAGCCUUUUUUGUCCACUCGCUUUAUUAUCAGCAUCUUAUGAACCCAUGUUUUUUAUAUUUCUUGCAGUACAUUUAUCUUAUUGGCCUCAAAAUAAUGUAUUCUCUAGUCAAACUUAUGAAAAAAGUAAAACAUCUAUAAAAAUGGAAGAAUCGCUAAAAGCAGCGAUCUUUAUGUUAUACACAUUACUGUGUUUCUUCGGAACUGGCAAUAUGGCAAGUAUCAGCUCUUUCAAUCCAACUUGGACUCGUCACUUUGUAACAGUAUUUUCGCCAUUUAUAAUGUUCUCAUUAAUACUUUUAAAAAUGUGUAUACCUUUAAUAUUAGUUGGAUGCACAAGUCAUAUAAUGGGAUCAUCAAAUCUUUUCUUAGCGGUACUUCUGUUAGGAGAUUGUUUAUCAUUACCACUUGUAUAUAGCGUUACUUCUCAGGGAAGUUGGUUGGAUAUUGGCAGUGCUAUUAGUAGAUUCAUAAUCGCGAUAUCUCUUCCUUGUCUUUUAUUGUUGUUGUAUUAUUUAUCGUACCCACUUAUGACAUUUUCUUUAUAUAAAUUUAAAGUCUCUAUACUUUCAGAGAAAAAGCAUAUUGUAUAAGAAAAUUGUGAUGUGUUCCAACAGUUCUGUUUUAAUAAAGCGACCGAGUAACACUUUGUAUCAUUUUCGUACAU